Messenger RNA from Penicillium argentinense, 489 nucleotides. Its product is annotated as tautomerase family protein. Bases 1 to 489 code for a protein of 162 amino acids. The transcript has 2 exons. Lineage: Eukaryota; Fungi; Ascomycota; Eurotiomycetes; Eurotiales; Aspergillaceae. The record is from RefSeq and is a predicted model, not a curated record.
AUGCGGGGUAAUGAAACUUCAACGCCUACCAAAUACGCUCAACAUGCCUCUUUGGCUCAUUUUCCACCCCCGGGGACUUUUGAGGACGUUAUCGCUAAGCAAGCUUUGACCAAAGAUAUAACGAAAAUAUACACCGGAAUCGGUCUUCCCCCUUUCUAUGUGGUCGUCAACUUUAUUAAGCUCUCAACUGAAGAUGUCUGGGUUGGUGGUGAAAGGAAAACGGAGAAGCCAUUUAUUCGAAUCGUUGCCGAACACAUUGCUGUUCGGCUUGAGAAAGAGGACCUCGCUUAUAAGCGCACAGCUGACACAUUUGACAAGACGUUGAAGCCGCAUGUUGCCGACAAGGGUUAUGAAUGGGAAUUCCAUAUCGAUGAGACUGAGCGGAGACUCUGGCGGGUCAAUGGAUUAAUUCCUCCUCCGUUUGGGAGUGAUGUGGAACAGCUGUGGGCGAAGGAAAAUAAACCUAGCGUAUGGGACGGCGCCUACUGA